Messenger RNA from Balaenoptera musculus (blue whale), 2188 nucleotides. RefSeq names its product coiled-coil domain containing 185 (gene CCDC185). NCBI's taxonomy places the organism in Eukaryota, Metazoa, Chordata, Mammalia, Artiodactyla, Balaenopteridae. The record is from RefSeq and is a predicted model, not a curated record.
GGUGCUAGGAAGGCUGGGGUGGGCGAGGGCCGAGGGCCGAGGGCUGCGGCAACCGGGGGGCGGAGGCGCAUUGUGAAGUGGCCAGAGCGUCACAGGCGGCCCGGACCCCCGGAUCCGAGGGCGGGGCGGGUCUUCGCAGCGCCCCCCGUGAGGUCCAGGGACCCUGGCUCAGACGCUGGGUGCGCGGGAAGGGAGCAUGGAGGGCUUCGGCCGCUUCUCUCCCCGUCCUCACUCGGACCUCUGGAGGCCCCGCCGCCCCGCAAGGAGCGCGCAUCCUCGGCGCGGCUGGGCGGGUCAGGGCCGGCAGAGCGAGCAGGGCCUGUGCUCCCGGCCCGGGACUCCCCGCGAGCGGAGCGAGGCGGCGCCCUGGCCGCACCUGCGCUGCUCUCCCACCCCGCGGCCCCGCCGGCGCCGGUACCCGGACUUUCCGCCUGAAAGCCGCAGCCUGACCGACGUGGCCCGGAGGCCCCCGGCCCACGCCAGGAAGCACCGGCCCCGCAGCCGGCGCCUGGAAGACGCCUGGGGGGAGGCGGGUACCAAGCCCCCUGGAGCAGGGAGGCAGCCCGCCUAGCCCGGCCUGGCAGCACAGCAGCCCCAGCUGCCACCGCAACAGCCUCAGCCCUGCCAGCACUACCCUCCGGCCCGGGGAGAUUCGCCCCCACCUUACCCGCAGGGAGCUUACACUCCCCCGAGUGGAACUUUCGGGGUAGAAAAGGUGCAGAGCGGAGACCAGUGGGCAGUGCCGGCCUGCAGAGGUCUCGGUCGCUGGUCCCUUUCCUCGGUUCACACGAAGAGGUGUUCUGUGCCCUCCAGAGAGUUCGGGACGCAGUCAGGUUGCGUGUACCUCCAGAAAAGAUACCGUAAUGAUCCGGUGGAGUCCUUAGCCAGCCAGUACUCCCAGCCCUCGCUCUCCAGCAAGGCGAUGCAGAACCAGCACACCCAGAUCCUCAAGAACAAGCUGGAAGAGGCAGUAAUGUCCUCCAGGGACCGGAAGAUUGUGGCCCUGGUGCUGACCUGGCUCAAGAAGGCCCAGAGGAUGCGGGAGCUGCAGCAGCAGGCGGCCCUAGCCUGGGAGGAGCUGAAGCGCUCUCGGACCAGAAGGUCCAGUUUGACCCUAGAGACAGAGCGCAAGCGGUUGCUGCAGCAGAGCCAGGAGCAGUGGCAGCAGGAGAAGGAGCAGCGUGUCCGACGGCGGGACCGGCAAGCGACGAACACGAUCCGGCAGGAGCGCAGGUGGAAGGCGCAGCUACAGGACCAAGAGAACCAGCUCCAGGAGAAGCUGGAGGGGGCCCCCUCUGAGACCGAGGCCAAGCGCGGGACGCAGUACCAGGUGCAGCGCCUGCAGGAGCACGAGAGGAUGAUGCAGGACCUGCGGGAGCAGAACAGCCUGCAGCUGCAGAAGAGGCUGAAGCAGGCCUGUCUAAAGAGGCAUGUGCACACCACCGAGGGCCAGAAGAAGAUCCAGGAGACCCGUCUUAGCUCCCUCGUCAAUUACCAGGCCCGGAAGGUCCUCAUGGACUGCCAGGCCAAGGCUGAGGAGCUCCUUAGGAAGCUGUCCCUGGAACAGAGUUCCCAGUGGUCCCAAGAGAUGCCCCAGGGCCUGAUUAAGGAGCAUCACCGGGAGCCGAAAGAGAAGGUCAAGAAGGAGGAGGAGCAGUGCCAGCAGGUCAAGGGGUGCGCGGAAGAGUCCGGGGAGCAGAGGAAGGGGCAUGAGCGGCUGCCCGUGGAGCUCGCGGACCAGAAGAUCCUGCAGACCAGGAGUAACGUCCACAGGAAUAUCAGCGACAAGGUGCAGCAGAUUCGGGAGCUCAACAUCCUGCGGGAGAAGAAUCAUCACAUCCUGAAGCUGAAAGCCGAGAAGGAGGAAAAGUGCCACAUCGAGCGCAUUAAGGAAGCCAUUAGGAAAAAGGAGCGGAAGAUGGAGCAGAUCUCGCGAGAGAAAGAUGCACCCUUCGGUGAAUUCCAAAAGAUCUCCAGGGCGUCCAGGGCAGACAACGUGAGAAAGUUUGCCAACAACUUCUUUGAUCCGAUAGGGCGGGAGGCCCAGGUUCGAGCUGGGCAGCAGAGAGGAGGCCACUGAGACCCUGACGACAAAUAGCUUACAGCCCAGGCGGCUCUGCUGUGGAAGUCAGGAGAGUGGCUCCCCUUGGGUGGGGGGCUAACGGCUGGAAGGGGUCCAGGAAUGCAG